CUGGUGUUGCACCAAUACAGUUCCCGGGUCAUCUCGUAGCUACAGUACGCUACUUCGGAGCUAUUUCUUCUUAUAGCAAGCAGACGGUGUCAGAUAUGCAGUACUGCAGCACGCGUGGCGGUGUCCAGGGUUGGGACUUUCAGGAUGUUUUGUUAUCAGGAUAUGCACCAGACGGGGGGAUGUUCAUGCCUGAGACCCUCCCCACCCUGACCCCUGAUACCUUGAGGUCCUGGAGCUCCCUGUCCUACCCACAGCUAGUGACAGAGGUCUGCUCCCUGUUCAUCCCUACAGAGCUGAUCCCUCGAGCAGACCUAGACGGCCUGGUGAGUGCGGCCCUGUCUGGGUUCGCCGUGCCGGGGGUGGUGAGCUUGGCCAGGCUGAAGGGUGGGCUGUGUGUGCUGGAACUCUUCCACGGUGAGACCCUGGCCUUCAAGGACCUGGCAAUGACCUGCACCGUGCGCUUCCUCGACUACUUCCUGCGCAAGGAAAGCCGGCGCGCCAUCGUAUUAGUGGGCACAUCUGGGGACACGGGUGGUUCAGCCAUCCAAAGUGCGAGAGGCCUUGGUGGGGUAGACGUGGUAGUGGUGUACCCCCGGGGCCGCAUAACUCUUGUGCAGGAGAAACAGAUGACCACCUGCCUGGAGGACAAUAUCCAUGUGUUUGCAGCGGAUGGCAGUUCUGAUGACAUCGACGUGCCCAUCCGUCGACUGUUUUCAGACCAGGAGCUGGUGAAACAACACAGCCUGAUGAGUCUCAACUCAGUCAACUGGUCUCGUGUCAUGGUGCAGCUGGCACACUUCAUUUAUGCCUACCUGCAUGUGAGUGGGCUGGAGCAGGCAGAGAUGGGGGCACCCCUACCCGCCUUGGAGAUGGUAGUGCCCACAGGCGGGGCGGGGAAUAUCGCUGCCGGCUGCAUUGUGAAGCAGAUGGGGAUACCGCUGUGUCUCGUUGCCAUGACGAACGCUAAUGACAUAGUGCACAGGACUGUGCAGAGUGGGGACUUUUCCAUGGCAACCAAUGUCACACAGACCAUGGCCCCGGCUAUAGACAUUCAGGACCCCUAUAACAUGGAGCGUGUGUUCUGGCUGCUGUCUGGUAGAGAUGGAGCCCUGGUAAAGGGCAUGAUGGAGGAGUUUCAGCACUCUCACAGACACACUCUGCCUGAAGCUCUCCACAAACAGUUGUCUCAGGUCCUCACAGCAGGUGCAGUAAGAGAUGAGGGGAUAGUGGAGACCAUGCAGAGAUGCUGGAAGGAGAACCAGUAUCUACUAUGUCCCCACACUGCAGUGGCUGUGUGGCAUCACUACCAUUAUCCCCCAACUGCAGGGGUCAACAGGUGUUGCAUAGCAACAGCCUCUCCGGCCAAGUUCCAGGCGGCGGUGCAGAAGGCAGGGCUGACCCUUGACCUCCCUGAGGCAGUGCGGGCUCUGGACAAGAUGUCCACUCGCUACCUGGCCCUGGAGUGGGGCCAAGACUGGGGCAAGGACUGGGAGUGCAUGCUGAAGCAACACAUCCAGGCUAUAGGCUCAGCCAGGCAACGUGGAGUGGCCUACUACUCAACUGUGGAGUGUAACUAGUUAUUUAAGAAAUUAGGCUUAUGGAUGCACACUGAUAAUUCAGAUGGAACUGUUAACUGGCAUUUGCCAUGGAUUAUCAUAAAUAACAAACACUUAUUAACUGAUGAGAUUGUUUUAUAAAGUGGAUAAUAGACAACUUACUGCUAAUACCAGCAAUAAUAUGCCCACAGUUAGAUGUUUUAUGUACUGUCUUGAAGAGAUCAGUUUUAUAUGAUCAGAUAUUGUUACAGUAUAAGAAGAUUGUUUAUUGUAUACGUUUGAUCAGAAUUCAGAUGAAAUGGUGUAAUUGCCAAAUGGUGUGUUUUGCAAUCAAACUUCUGCACAAUUUAUUGCCUGACCAUAAAAGUUGCAGAGGCAAUCAUGAGUGCAGGAGUAAUUACAGUAAAUGAUUAGAACGAAGCUAUGAAGCCAGCAGCAUACCACCCUGCAUACCACUACUGGCUUGCUUCUGAAGCUAAGCAGGGUUGGUCCUGGUCAGUCCCUGGAUGGUAGACCAGAUG
Molecule: messenger RNA, 2077 nt
Organism: Oncorhynchus tshawytscha (Chinook salmon)
Lineage: Eukaryota; Metazoa; Chordata; Actinopteri; Salmoniformes; Salmonidae
Gene: thnsl2
Product: threonine synthase-like 2
Exons: 9
Coding region: 96-1577 (493 amino acids)
Biological process (GO): 2-oxobutyrate biosynthetic process; dephosphorylation
Molecular function (GO): pyridoxal phosphate binding
Source: RefSeq, a predicted model, not a curated record